UUACAAUCUUAAAUACAUUUCCGUUUUAUUCUACUUUCGUUUUUUCAAUGAUACGUGGAUUCAAUCUUCACACCUGAAGAAAAAUGGCUUCGGGAGGAGAUGAGCCUCAGGACUGGAGAGAUAAUAAGAGUUUGGUACAAUGCAACCGCUACAUCUUGGAACAGGAAAUUGGCUGUGAUGUUCGUUUUGAGGUCGGAGAGGGAGAUAACCAAAAAAGUAUGGCGGCUCACAAGUCCCAUUUAAUGGCAAGAAGUGAUGUGUUCUUUGCCAUGUUUGAGGGACCCAUGGCUGAACCAAAUAGCAUGAUACAAAUACCGGAUAUUGAGCCAGUCACCUUCAAGUUGAUGUUACAGUUUAUUUACUGUGACGAUAACAAAAUAGACUUAGUGGAUUCCUUUCCUCUCCUGUAUGCAGCUCAGAAGUACAACUUAAAAGGCCUAGCUGUCAAAUGUGUCCAGCGCAUACGACAGGGAAUAUCAUCGGACAAGGUUUGCUGGAUAUUCAUGCAUGGUUGUAUUUGGUCCCAGGACGAGGUCAAAGAUCUCUGUAUGAAGCACAUCAUUCACCACUCCUAUGCCGUGUUUGGUUCAAAGGGAUUCCUCGACAUGUCGGAGGAAAGUCUGAUUGAGAUUCUCAAGAACGGGAGGCUCAACAUGGAGGAGAAAGACAUAUUUGAAGCUGUUGUUAAAUGGGCCAGAAGAAAAUGCAGAACGGAAAACAACCGUGGAAAUUUGCGCAAUGCCUUGGUUAAUAUUUUGCCACAUAUUCGAUUUGCGAGAAUGGAGCUAUCAUAUUUUUCUGAAAAAGUCUCUCACAUGGAUAUCCUGACUCCAGAAAGACUUGUCGAAACUUUUCGAUUCUUAACCAGCAGGAAGGCAGACCAUCCAGAUCAACCCAGGGAUAGGAGAAUCAUUUUUGAGAGAUUCACAAGAGUGAAGAGCGGCAAAGGCUAUUUCCGAGGCAAUGCGGAUGCUAUCUCUUUCAUGCUUUCAGAAGAUGCAAGAUUGCAUGAGGUGUUGGUCUAUGGGAGCUGUCAGUCUGAAGGUUUAUAUAAAAUAGAUAUUAAGGUUAUAGAAGACGGGGAUCGACAGUUGUGUCGGAAGCAGAUUGAUCUUGAAACAGAUGGAUUCACGAAGACCUACCCAAUCGAGAUAGCGCCCCCGAUGAUGAUGAGCAAAAAUAUGUGCUACACUUUGUUGAUGGUGAUGGUAGGGCCAGCCAGUUACUUUGGAGAGAAAGGGGUGAUCGCGAAACAACAGGAAGGGCUUACAAUAACUUUUCUACCCAAUGAAAAGGGAUUGAAUGGCACAAACAUCAAACAAGGCCAAUUCAAUAGCUUAGUAUUCAAGAAAACUCGGUCGAGGUAGAUCUGCUUCGACUUUGAUAAAACAAAACAAAAAAAGGUUUCCAUACUUUGUACAGAUUUAAUGCAAUGGUUGGUUUUUCAUUUAUGUGGGGAGAAAAAGAACCUAUGUAUGCAGCAAUAAAAUUUUGGAUUCCAGAUUGUUAGGACUGUAGUGUUAUGGUGAUUUCUUGAUGUUCAAUAAUCUCAGGAUGCUUUUACAUGACAUUCCUUAACCAUAACUCAUUUACCCCUGAAAGUUCAUAAUAAGCUAUACCAAACUUUGAAUUGGAAGAGUUCAAAUGUGUCUUCGGGUGUGAAAGAGUUAAGCUUAUGAGGCUGUAGUAAUUCGAGUAUUAUGUAAAUAUUAACUAAAUGCAAGAGACAAUCCAGAUGUUAUAGUAUUCAGAGAAAGCCAGGAUUUUUGUGAUACAUAACGACGAUACGCUGUGACGCCAUCAAAAGUAUCACACAUUGGGAAACCAAGUGGAGGGAGAUCUCCUACACUGGGCUCCUUGGAGGUUUGCAACCCUGACAUCACUGUACUUCAAGUACAUUGUAGUACAACUUGAGAUGCUGGUCAUUUGUUAGGGCUGCGGUGGCCAAGUGGUUAAGGCGUCUGACAUUCUGCUACCACUAGCCCUCCACCACUGGGUCGUGGGUUUGAACCCUAUGUGGGGCAGUCUCCAGGUACUGGCUGUACAAUGUAGGUCGGUGGUGUUUCUCCGGGAACUCCGGCUUUCCUCCACCACCAAGACCAGGCGCGGCCUUAAAUGACCAUAGCUGUUAAUAGGACGUAAAACACAAACAAACAACCAACAACAUUUGUUAGUCUAAUAGUCUUGAAGUCAAAUAAUAACUAGACAUACAAAGAAGAAAUUUAAAUUGGGGUUUCGAUAAGAUUUCAGGUUGCAUGCAUCCAACACAAAGUAGGUGUUUUAUUUUUGUACAUUUUCAUAGUACCCCAUUACUGUUCUUCUGACUUUUUCAUGAAAGUAGCCGGAUAAAUAUCUAUCGUAGGAGGGUAUUUUUAACCGGCUACUGGCUUCAAAUGAAACCCCUGUGUAUAUAUUCCAGCUAAAAGUUUGCAGCCCACCUCGGGGUCUGACAGUCCACCAGCAAAGCGAACCACCUUGUGUUGUUAAAUAAUCACUACGAAAGUACCAUUUCAGAAAUUAAUCAUGUUGAUGCAGUGCCAGCCAAACAAAUCAAGGAUUUUGUACAGCUUUAUAUGGCCAUUUCUUCCAUUAAGGACUCACCAGUGGAUUCUAAAGGUCAAACGAAUUAAUGUCUAAAUAGUUCCGAAGCAUAUAUAUAUGAAGAAAUUCAGGGCAAAGGGGAAAGUGCAUACAUAACAUUUUAGAGUGUUACAAGUUCACAACUUUUUAUGCAACAGAAAAUUUAUGCUUGAACAAAUAUUUCGUGUAAUAAAUGCGAGAACAUAUUCCAGCUGCAAGGUUAUAUCCAAAUGCUGGGACUGAUACUGUUAGUUCACCAAAAGAUCUGUGGGUAAUAUACUUUCAUACACACUAUCCUUAGUAAGAUAGAUUGGGGCAGGUGUUCGUUUGAAUACAACCUAAGUCCUUAAAAUAUCACAAAUUACAGUUUUUAUGAGUAAGGAUGAUUGGUUAUGCUGUUUGGUGUUUUUUGCAUUUGAUUGUACAUAUAUAGCUUACUGUAGAUCAGUAGUAUUACACUACUAAUUCCUGCAAUUUCUUGAUGCGGCAAUAUUGUCAUUGUUUUACUUUAAAAAAUGUAAUAAAUAGCAAAUUUAAUAUUUUUUCCAUUAAGUACCAUAUACAUUUCACUCAUUUGGCAAAAUGUAAUCAUUUUGCAUGUUUAACUCAUCUGGCCCAAAGGGUCAAGUGAGAUUAUUCCAUGGGACAUUAUCCAUCAUCUGUAGUCCAUCAUUUUGUCCUUCCAAAGCCUACUACUCCUGUACACCUAAUCAAAUUUUAACCGAAUUUGGUCUGAAGAAUCAUUGAGCUGAGGGGACUCACUGCUGUAUAAACGAAGGGUGUACCUUUAAGUCAAUGUUAUAUAAACAGGAAAAAGAAGUAAAUCUUUUUAGAUAAUUUUUUCUCCAGGUUUUCUAAUUUUUAAUGAAUGUGAACAAACAAAGUGUUAAUGAUUACCUCAUGUUCAGUUAUUAGGGCUGUCACAAUUAAUUGGAAAACAGGUAUAUUGCAAUACACGGGUAUAAUGUAUUGUACAUGUACGACAAUACAGAGAUAAAAUAUUGCUGUAUUGCAAUACUUUUUUCAAAAGCU
Molecule: messenger RNA, 3612 nt
Organism: Mizuhopecten yessoensis (Yesso scallop)
Lineage: Eukaryota; Metazoa; Mollusca; Bivalvia; Pectinida; Pectinidae
Product: BTB/POZ domain-containing protein 2-like
Exons: 3
Coding region: 84-1367 (427 amino acids)
Biological process (GO): neurogenesis
Cellular component (GO): cytosol
Molecular function (GO): protein binding
Source: RefSeq, a predicted model, not a curated record